Molecule: messenger RNA, 2145 nt
Organism: Plasmopara halstedii
Lineage: Eukaryota; Oomycota; Peronosporomycetes; Peronosporales; Peronosporaceae
Product: er degradation-enhancing alpha-mannosidase-like protein
Exons: 1
Coding region: 1-2145 (714 amino acids)
Biological process (GO): carbohydrate metabolic process; endoplasmic reticulum mannose trimming; mannose trimming involved in glycoprotein ERAD pathway
Cellular component (GO): membrane; endoplasmic reticulum
Molecular function (GO): mannosyl-oligosaccharide 1,2-alpha-mannosidase activity; calcium ion binding
Source: RefSeq, a predicted model, not a curated record
AUGCAUGACUCUGAACGAAAAUUUCUUCAGCAACAAGCACGUGACAUGUUCUACCAUGGAUAUCGCAAUUAUAUGGAACAUGCAUAUCCUUGGGAUGAAUUAAAACCUUUAAGUUGUUCAGGAAGACGGUGGGAUCGUCGCGAACGUGGUGAUCUUGAUGAUGUAUUGGGAGGUUUUUCAUUAACACUUAUCGAUUCACUCGAUAUGUUAGCAGUGCUUGGAGAUCGAGAUGAAUUCAAACGAGCGGUACAUCUUGUUAUUACUACCGUAUCCUUUGAUCGAAAUGUGACUGUAUCAGUCUUUGAGUCGACUAUUCGAGUUAUUGGUGGACUUUUAUCAGCACAUAUGUUAGCAUCUUCAGAAUAUUUUGGUAUGAUGGAUGAUCAUGACUAUCAUGGUGAACUUCUUGACUUAGCUGUAGAUUUAGGUCAAAGGAUAUUACCAGCAUUUGAAACACCUACAGGUUUACCAGUUCAUCGUGUUAAUUUACAGCGUGGUGUGCUUUUAAGUGAUCGAGCUGCUAAUGUUACAUGUCCUGCUGCUGCUGGUUCCUUACUUGUCGAAAUGGCUUACUUGUCACGUUUGUCUGGAGAUCAACGAUUUGAAAGACGUGCAAAAGAAGCAGUGGUUGCAAUUUGGGAACGACGAUCGGAAUUAAAUUUGCUUGGAAGUGCCAUUGAUGUUGGAUCAGGUGAAUGGUUAUAUGCUUAUGGAGGCAUUGGAGCCGGUUUAGAUUCAUUCUUUGAAUAUUUACUUAAGUAUUAUCUUAUAAGUAAUGACUUGCAAUGGUUUACAAUGUUUAAUGCAAGUUAUCAUGCUGUUGAAACCCAUGUCAAACAUGAUCAAGUGUAUCUGGAAGUUAAUAUGAAUCAUGGAAAGAAUCAUAUUAGUACACGUCGUGUAUCAGCUUUACAAGCAUUUUGGCCUGGACUUCAAGUACUUUUUGGUGAUGUCUCGGGUGCUAUUCGUUCACAUGAAGAAAUGUUUUCACUUUGGGAUGAAUAUGGUGCUAUGCCUGAACUUUUCGAAUUAGCACCACAUGGAAAGUCAAGACCUGGUUAUCGUGGGACUGUCAUUCAUUGGGCACGUACAUCUCCACUUCGUCCAGAAUUAAUUGAAAGUACGUAUCAUUUAUAUCAAGCUACAAAAGAUCACAAGUAUUUGAAAAUGGGACGACAAAUACUGCAAGAUAUUCGUCGUGUCUCAAAAGUUCCAUGUGGAUAUGCUGGUGUGGGAAAUAUUCAUACACUUGACGUUGAAGAUCGUAUGGAUAGUUAUUUUCUUUCGGAAACAGCAAAGUAUCUUUACUUACUUUUUAGUGAUGAUCCUGAUGUCAUUGUACCAUCAUCAGUACAACACAAGAAUGAUACUUGUACUCUAAUGAUUGAUAAAAGAGAGAAGAUCACGACUUGUAUCAACAAUUCCACAACUUCGACUAGACAAAAGAAUAAACCAUUGAAAGCAGCUGAUGUUGUAUUUAGUACAGAAGGUCAUAUCUUGAUACUUGACUCGCAUUUAUUUCGAGGAUCAAUUAAGCAGAAAGCAAGUGAUGUUUCAAAGUGUGAAAUUGGAAAAAUACAAACUUAUCUACGCAAUAUGGAACUCGAAGCAGCAAGACAAAGUGAAAGAACACGUUCUGUCAUUCCUGUUGGAGUAGCUAUACGUGUAAAGAAUGUGCAUCUCAUGACAUUUGUAGCUUCUCCUGCUUCAUUUGGUCUUCAAGUCACAACAUCAUCAUUUCUCGAAGCUCCAUUGCUUCUUUAUCAACAAGAAAUUCAUGAUGCAUGUGGAUCAAUAAACUCUAAACUUGUACAUGGAAUGAUUGUGAUGGUAUCUCGUGGUUCAUGUUCCUUUGCUGAAAAAGCUAUUCGAUUACAAACUGCUGGAGCUCUGGGUGUUCUCGUAAUUAAUUCAAAAGCAGCUUCAAGUCGAUUGGUAAAACGUCGAUAUUCACUAGCUGAUGAUAGACGUGGAUUAGGAAAACAUGUAACUAUUCCAGUUCUUUUGAUUUCUCAAGAAGAUGCAGUGCAAUUACAACGUCGUGUUGAUGAGAAAUGGGUUCAACGUGAUAUUAGAAAGAAAAGUGAUGAAGAUAAAGGGAAAAGAGUCAAGUUGAUUGCUUCAUUAUCUCCGUGGCUUUAUUGA